AUGACCCGCUUCAACACAGAAAUCUUGCAGAUCAGGGACAAGGAUGAAAAGGUAGUCAUGGCUGCCUUCGUAAACGGGCUCAGGGUGGAAGAGCUUUUCUACAAGCUCGCCGAGAAGCCUCCCGUUAACCUGGAAGAGCUCUUGACCAAGGCGCACGCUACGGCCAAUGCGGAGGAGGCAGCUCGCCUGAAGAAAGAGUCACAUCGGGAGCUUGGAAAUCGGAGAGGACGGAUAAACCCCCCCGAGAACAGGGACGGCCCGGCCGCGAAGAAUGUUUUCGACCCGCUCUCAAAGGAUAAAGCCCCCUCUCAACCGCUGCUUCUAGAAAAAGGCUACACCCCUCUCACUCGGCCCAGAGCCCAGAUUCUGGCCGUCAUGGAGGCGGAGGGCCUAGUGGAGCAACCACCUAAGAUGGGGACACCCCGGAACAAGAGGAACCAGGACCGCUACUGCGCCUUCCACCGUGACGUGGGGCACGAUACGGAGGGGUGCUGGGCUCUGCGGAAGGAGAUCGAAGAUCUGAUUCAGCGAGGUUUCCUAGGGCAGUUCGUGCGGCCAGGUCGACCCGGCCAGGGGCCAGGACGCGGGGACCGGGGGGAGGCCAAGCGUCGCGACCGCCCUGAGCGCCGUGACUUUUCCCGGGCCGACUACCCCGACCCGGACACCCAGAACCUAGCAGAGGUGAUUAACACCAUCGCUGGGGGCCCUACGGGGGGGGGACAGCCAUGCAACCAGGAAGAACCGGUGACCUCCCCCCGAGGGGGAUGA
This is a messenger RNA of Coffea eugenioides, 768 nucleotides long. RefSeq lists its product as uncharacterized. NCBI's taxonomy places the organism in Eukaryota, Viridiplantae, Streptophyta, Magnoliopsida, Gentianales, Rubiaceae. The transcript has a single exon. The record is from RefSeq and is a predicted model, not a curated record. Bases 1 to 768 code for a protein of 255 amino acids.